AUGAACAGUCAUCAUUAUUCUGCUGGUAUGCGGCAUCAACCAAGCAACGUUGCUUCAGAUUCAGAAUUGGCAUAUCGCUUAGAGCCAACUAUAAAUCAGAAUAAACUGGAACCUUCAAAAAACCCAGAGGGAGAAAAUCAUCAUGAAAAGAGUCUGGCUUUCAAUAACGAUAUGAAUAAAAGCCCCCCACCAUUACCAAAUGUUCCAAGUUCGUCCGAUAUAUAUACAAAAAAAAUUGCAAAUUUCAAACGAAAAUUAAAGACAUUGAAAGGUAUUUCCACCUUAGAUAUAAGGAAAACAUCACAGAGUACCAUUAAAGGUAACAAACAGCGAUGUGAAAACAAUUGUGACAAGCACAAAGUAGUCACAAGCAUGGAUGAUCGGGUAUUGGCGAACGUUUUAACCAUUGAUAAUAAUGUAACCAACUUUCCCACCUGUUUUAGUAGGAACAGUUUUGACGCUUCAUCACCAAAAGUAACUGCUCUGCUCGACCCGAAAAGCUUUAAUUUCCCAACUAGAAAGUUAGCUAGAGACACCAGAUGUUCGAUAUGUAACCUACAACUCGAUACAUCGUAUAAUAUCAUAAAAAAUGAACAUAUAAUAGAGCUUCAAUGUGGACAUAUGACACACGAGGAAUGUUUAUUGAUGGAGAUUGAGCUAAGCUUGACUUUAUCCAAAACGUUUCUGGAAAACCAGCAGAUGUUAAAAGACUUUUUUCCCCCAUGUGGAUCAUGCCCGAAUAACGUAAAAGCAGCAAAACCAAAAGAAGAAGAUAUUAUGACUCGAUUAUUUACUAGACUGAUUACUUCCGAAAUAAUCCCGAUUAGAAAUUCAAUUAUAUCAAAUCAAACACCAACAACACCCCUUUUCUCUGAUACAUCCAAAAUCUUAGACCAAAGUACUAAUUCCAUUUUAUCAAUAGACCAUAAACAUACGGACUAUACCAACCAUCUGGAAAUAGAGAAUUAUUUUGAUAUGCCUUCUUCUGUAAAAUCAACGGGCAAAUCAUUCUAUGGAGAGGAAAACAAUGAGAACACCAACACCAGCAAAUUGAAAAAAAAUAUUGAAGAGCAAAAGCAUUCAAAGAAAUCAUAUAAAACACAUAGGAAAAAGCCAUCACGGGGAUCAUAUGUUUCUGCCACUUCUGCGAUUGUCACUUCGUCUUCGUCAACCAAUAAUAUAAAGAAUGAAGCUGCAAAAAUCACGUACAAUGGAACACCAACAAUAGGUGACCAAAAAUUUAUAGAAGAUCUGGUCAAACUAUCGAACAAAAACAUUAUUGAAUCUACUGAUGAUGCAAAUUUCAAGCUGACCCUCAGCUUUGUCAAAUCUUUAGGAAAAUUAAUACUUGUAGAUAAACUUAACGCACUCGAAAGUAUUAAUGGAAAGCAAUCGACUGUUACCGAAAAGUAUUGUUACUUAUUUGAACACAUGUUAAUCACUAUAAGUUCGAAGGAUUACAUAUUUUCUAUGUUUACCAUAACACAUACAACAUAUGUCUACACACAACCAAGGUGUAUAACGAUGCAAGCAUGUAAAAGCUCCGCCAGUUAUUGCAACCUAUUGUUUGACAAAGACAUUGUAUUUGAAAGAUGGGCUAAAGUUUUGACAGAUCGACGAAAAAAAAUGGAAAUGCCUGAAAUCACACUAACAAUGCAUGAAAACGAAUUUGACUCCAUUCUGAGUGGACACUACAAUGAUGUUACUGAUGUAGAAACUAUUGGCACCCUUCAAAGCUAUAUUGGAGAUGAUGGCUAUAGAAGGCUACCGACUGGUGUUUGUCCGAGAUUCUAUGAGGGUAAUAUAGAUUCUUUAGUAUUUCAUCAAAAGCCUACUAAGGCAAUUAUUAUUAUCAACGAAGCCAAGCAUAUUCCAAGCUCUGUCGUACCGAUAAAAAACAUUGUAAAAUCUCUAUCACUUAUUGGUAUCGAUAUCCUUCUUUUGUUAUGUUCAACAUCUGCAUUAUCCAUGGAUAGUAAUGUUCACGAUAGUUGCGAAUUAAACAAAAAGGAUUAUAAAGGUAAAAUAGACAUGAUUAUGGAUAAAAUAGAUGAUUUUCAAAAUUUUCUUUUGGAUAAAAGCUGCAAUACUGUUAAACCAAAGGUGGAAGAUAUAAUAAACGAUCAGCUAUCUGAUGACAUAGAUAGUACCAUAAGUAUCGUCAUAUCUAGUUCUACUCUAAAUAACUUUGGUAACGUUUCCACGUAUAGUAGGAUAUUGAUGGAAGUUGGGCUUGACGGUAGACACAAAAGCAAGAGAGACGAUGUCAAAGAUUUAGCUAGUUGGGAUGAAAUUAUGGAGGUUAUUUGUGUUUGCUGUGGUUUGGAAUUUGAUGAAAGUGAUUUCUACAACUCUUCAAGCGAUGAUGAUGAUGACUAUGGUGAUGAUGACAAUGGUAAUGAUGAGGAUAAUGAUAAUCGUUGUGAUGAUCGUUACGGUGAUUCUUCAAAGCAAAAAAAUGUAGGGCACCAAAACGAGGCUGGCGAAACUGAGACGACCCAUAAAACAUCGUCUUUACUAUAUCCGGAUUCCAGCAAGAUUGACGAUGAUACCAUCUCGGAUAUUUUCAUGGAUUCUUUACGCAUUGCAAAGAAAAAUGACCAAGACGAUAAUUCUUCGGCCUUCACAUCUUAG
Pichia kudriavzevii is the source of this 2634-nucleotide messenger RNA. RefSeq lists its product as uncharacterized. The transcript has a single exon. Bases 1 to 2634 code for a protein of 877 amino acids. Lineage: Eukaryota; Fungi; Ascomycota; Pichiomycetes; Pichiales; Pichiaceae. The record is from RefSeq and is a predicted model, not a curated record.